Molecule: messenger RNA, 1337 nt
Organism: Drosophila persimilis
Lineage: Eukaryota; Metazoa; Arthropoda; Insecta; Diptera; Drosophilidae
Product: AT-rich binding protein
Exons: 2
Coding region: 46-1167 (373 amino acids)
Biological process (GO): regulation of transcription by RNA polymerase II
Cellular component (GO): PcG protein complex; transcription regulator complex
Molecular function (GO): DNA-binding transcription factor activity, RNA polymerase II-specific; RNA polymerase II cis-regulatory region sequence-specific DNA binding
Source: RefSeq, a predicted model, not a curated record
CAGGGCUACAGCUCAACCUGGAGCAUAUAAACAAACAACAACGCAAUGGGUUUUCCGCGCAUUCUCAGCAAGAAUAACAAGAUCUACACCAAACUGGGGGAGUUCUGUCUCUCUGGCGAUAGCUUCUGGAUAGUCUGCCACACAUGCCAGGAGGAACUACAGACACAGGAUCAGUUCUGGAAGCACAUACAGGAUGAACAUAAUUUUCUCCAUGGCGUUGCCAAGGAACACAGUCGAACAUCCAGCUACUGCUUGACGGAUGUGGAGGCGGCAGCAGCCACUUCUGGCGCGACGACGUCCCAGGGCGCAGGUAGUGUAACUUCAGUGACAGUUCCCUUGGCCCUCUACCACUGCUCUACCAAGUACUCAGAGGAUGACCAACGCGAAAUGGACAUUCACGAAGCCCAGCAACAGCAACACCAACAGCAACACCAGCAGCAACAACAACUUCAACAACAGCAGCAGCGCGAUGUCGCUAAGGAGCUGGCCGAGUUGCAUGCGAAUGCUGUAGCGGUGGCUUCUGCUGCCGCUGCCGCUGCCAAUGAAAGCAGUACUCGGAGCAGCAGCGGCAUAGACAUUAAGAUUGAGCCUCCAUGCCUUACCCUGCCACCGGAGAUGCAAGCAGCAGCGGCCGCUUCCAAUGCCACCAUCUACCACUUGCCACAGCUGGGGCCAGCGGCGGUACCACCGCCCCCGCCUACGACGGGCUUCGUCAGCGCCAACGUUAGCACAUCUACUACAGUCAGCACCACCCCGCCAAAUGUGACUGGCAGUCAUUCGGUCAUGCAGCAGCAAGCGGGGGUACUGACGGGAAGUGGUCUCUCCACGCUCAGCAUGUCAGUGGGCCCCUCAACAGCUAUGGCAGCGGCGCUGCUUUCCACCCAAGAGCUGCCCAAGGACUCGAACAGUACCACGGCCAGCGCCGGGAGCGCUGUCUCCUCGGACGACGGGGAGCGUUGGUACAUCUGCGACUACGAGACGUGCGGCCUGAAGUUUAAGUACAAGUCGCGCAUGGAGCUGCACCGUGUAGUGCAUAGCAAAGAGCGGCGCUUCAAUUGCGAGCUAUGCAGUGCCUCCUUUAAGCAAUCAUGCAAUUUGUCCACGCAUCGAAAGAAAAAGCACGCGCUCCGGGGUAUCAAGAGCGAGAUCCUUCCGCAGCGGUUCUAGACGUCAUACAUGCUUUUCCACUCCAUAGGCUACCUCUCUCCCUGCACACACUUGUUUAAAGCCCUGCAAGUCCUUGCAGGAUCAAUCUGACUAGAUGCUAGUUUCUCCCUCCCCCUUAUUAGUCUAAGUUUGUAUGCUAAACUACACUUAAAAACCAUAAUAUAUAUACA